UUCCUGUUAAAAGCAACUGGAAAAGGACCAAUGUUCUUGGGUGAUAUAUAUUUAUAUUUGAAUUAAACUAAAAAUUAUUUCAAAUUAGAUAAUUUGCCCCAAAGUUCAAUUUUCUUUUAUUCAAUCAUUCUGUUAUUCAACAAACUUCCUUUUAUCAUAUGGUUCCUAUUCCUUAUUCCUUCUUUUAUUCAGUAAGCAUUACAAAUUUUCCCAUUAUGUGCCAGGCAUUGCAUUAGAUUCUAAUACUACAAUGGCAAAUGAUCCUUGCCCUUGGGGGAACUUAGAUUAUAGUGAACUAUUUAUUCUUUUUUUUUCAUUUAUUGAAGGAAGUAUUUACUGUGUGCCCAGAUGUUCUGGGAAUACAGCAACGAAAAGCAUAGGGCCCUCAGAUAAUGGAAUUACUCCAUAAUGGGUAGAAGGAAGAGUAAGGGUAAAGAUCUUCAAGCAGCUGUAAGCAUGGCUGGAGGCCAGUUAGCUAAAAGGACUUGGCCUGAAAUGUGGUAGUAAAGAUAUGCAGGGGCUGAAUUACAUUACUACCCCUGCAGGGCAUGGUGCCUAACCUGGGUGCUAAUACAUUCAUGUUCACUACAAAUGGAUUGUAUCUUCCCGUUAGAUUACAAACUUCCCUUUAGAUUUAACUGUUACCCAACUAAAUGACUUCAGAAUAGAGUCAUUUACAAUAGUCAAUAUCUGGGGGAGGCUACAAGAUAUCUUUGUUACAGCUGAGCUGAGAGCUUAAAAAGAAAGGAGAGUUGCCUUUCUUGGUAAUGGCUGCCCUCUUAUGAGAAGAGGUGGCAGCUGUGGCAGGAGAGAGGCAAGAGGGCCCAUUUCUCCAGGCUUUGGCUCUCCCUCUUCUCCCUAGACCAGAGCUGGGAAAAUACCUGCUUGGCCAGAGAGAAUGUCAAGAAAAUUAAUAUCUGGGGUAAAGAAAUUUGGAGCCUGGAAUUUUUACUCCCAAUUAGGCAGAACCAUCUGCAAAGUUUGAAAUGUUUACAGAUGACAUGUCCACAGUGGCAGUGCUUCUUUCUCUAUCAGUGUCCUGGCUACUCUGAUAGGGAUAUUUAACACACUGUUCUUCCUAAAGGGGGGCGGGGGGGACCCACUAUGCAAAAAAAAAAAAGUCUCUCCUUUGAAAACAGACUGUCAGUCUAAACCUCUUAGAGCAUAUUAAUUGUGGAAGCAUCAGUAGGUCUGUAUAUCUCUUGUUUUUCAUUAUGUAUUCUACAAGAUAAAAUGUGACUCCAAUUCUGGUUUCCUUCAGGUUUUUGUUGAAAGGGAUGCUGCUGUUAUUUUUUAAAUAGCCUUUAAAAGAUACUGUUAAACGGGAGAAAUACUGUUAGAAAUACUGUUAAAACGGGAGAAAACGCCAAAGUAGCCCACCUAUAAUUCUCAGUAACUUAACCCAAGUCCCACAUCUGGGGAAUUGUCCUAGGUCCUGGACCCUAUGCAGCCAAGUCCAAAGCAACUACAACUCCCAGGAGACAUUGUGUCCACACCCUCUGCGCACGCUCGACCUGGGUGACUGCAUAGGGCAGCGAGCCCGAGGGGGCGGGGUUUGGACCUGGACCGCGAAUCGGGGGCGUGGCUGGAGGCGGGGCCGUGGAGGGGGCGGAGCUGCCGGCGCGGCCCGGAACACGCUAGUGGAGCGGAAGAUGGCGGCGGCAGCGGCGGCUGCAGCCGGGACCCCACUUGGGCUGAGGCGGAGAAGCUGCUGGCUCUGACUUCGCUCUGGCUCCGGUGCGCGCAGCGGAGCGUGUGCGAGGCCCUGCGCGGCGAGCAGGGGCGGCGGCGGCUACUGCGCGCCGCUCUGAGGAGCGCCCCGGCGGCGGUGCGACUGCAGCUGAGGAGAGAGCCGGCUCCGGGCCUCCGCGUCCUCCUGUUCCCCCGACCCCCCGCCUCCUCGGGGGGGCGGCGGCGGCGAUGUUCUCGGUCCUCUCGUACGGGCGGCUGGUGGCCCGCGCCGUGCUCGGCGGCCUCUCGCAGACCGACYCCAGGGCCGGCGGCGGCGGCGGCGGCGACUACGGACUGGUGACGGCGGGCUGCGGCUUCGGCAAGGACUUCCGUAAGGGCCUCCUCAAGAAGGGCGCGUGCUACGGGGACGACGCGUGCUUCGUGGCCCGGCACCGCUCCGCCGACGUGCUCGGGGUCGCAGAUGGUGUAGGAGGAUGGAGAGACUAUGGAGUUGACCCAUCUCAGUUCUCAGGGACUUUAAUGCGAACAUGUGAACGUUUGGUAAAAGAAGGAAGGUUUGUACCAAGUAAUCCCAUUGGAAUUCUCACCACAAGCUACUGUGAGCUGCUGCAAAAUAAAGUUCCUUUGCUUGGUAGCAGCACUGCCUGCAUCGUGGUGCUGGACAGAACUAGCCACCGCUUACACACAGCGAACCUGGGUGACUCAGGCUUUCUGGUUGUCAGGGGCGGUGAAGUUGUGCACCGAUCAGAUGAGCAGCAGCAUUACUUCAACACUCCGUUCCAGCUCUCAAUUGCUCCCCCAGAAGCCGAGGGAGUCGUGUUAAGUGACAGCCCGGAUGCUGCUGAUAGCACGUCUUUCGACGUCCAGUUAGGAGACAUUAUCCUGACGGCGACAGAUGGACUCUUUGACAAUAUGCCUGAUUAUAUGAUCCUUCAAGAGCUAAAAAAGUUAAAGAACUCAAAUUAUGAGAGUAUACAACAGACAGCAAGGAGCAUUGCUGAGCAAGCUCACGAGCUGGCCUAUGAUCCAAAUUAUAUGUCACCUUUCGCACAGUUUGCAUGUGACAACGGAUUGAAUGUGAGAGGUGGAAAGCCAGAUGACAUCACCGUCCUUCUUUCCAUUGUGGCUGAGUAUACAGACUGACUCACCGAGCUGUCGACUCCUGCCUUCCCUUUUUUGUCCCAAUUACCCUGCCAUGUGUGCUGAUCCUGCUGGCAGGACCACGUUUCUUUGCCACUGAUCUCAAUGGCCAGUGAUGUAAGCCUUUUGCCUGUCUUUUUGAGACCCAUUGAGAUCUUUGUUGAGAACCACUACUGUCAUUCACUAGCUCAUGUCUGCUGGCAACAGUUGAAGAGAAGCAAGAUUUGAAGAUCAGCCUUCAUUCUUGUGGAGGUUUUCAAAGGCUAUUACUUUUCAAAAGCAGUUGAAGUAUUGAGAAUGGGUAAUGUUGGUAAAGAGAAUUCAAAAUUACAGUGUGUUAAAGGGAUUUUAAGUCUGACAAGUCAUAAAUCAUGAUACGUCUGCUAGAAAACAUACAUUAUUCAUCAAAAGAAAUGUCACAUGUUUUCCACUGGCACCAUCUUGGUUAUGGUGAUCGGUUGUGGCUUUAUGUUUUCAUUAUAAACUCCUAUUUUCCAGGAGCUCAUAAAUAUGCUCUGGGUUAUAAGAUCUUGAUCCCAGAAGCUUUUUUGUUACACAUUGGAAGAAAAAAGUAAUUAUUUUAGUUCUAUGGAUGCAAAUAUUUUGUGCUUUUAAAAGAUGCUUAAUUGUGUUCCCGUGAUUAAAGUUUUGGCAGUUUAUUAAUUAGUCCAAAUCAUAGGCUGGUUGCCUGAUAUCYGGGGGAAGGGGGUAUCCUUACCAAAAUUUUUUAAUGGAAAUACUACUCAAGAUUGCAAAAGUCCUUAAAGCCUAGAAACUUAGUGCUAUGGCUGGAAUUCCCCCUGCUGUCUGCAAGGUGCCCUGAGUGGGCUCUCUGGGCCCCAGGCUGACAGGUUGAGAAUGGACAGCUGUAGCUGGGUUUUUGCUGGCUCACAGUCAUGCUGCCCAUGGAGCCCUCAGACCUUCCCCUAGGAGCCUUGCUUUUGCAGAGCAUGCACUGAAUCACUGCGUCCACCAGGCAAGAGCACGUGUGCAGUGGCAGCAGCACAGAGCCCACAAGGAAAACUCCUAGUGAUGAUCUGACUUUUGCAAUUGCUCCAAACAGAAAUGUAGGGGUUUCUGAAUCAAGCUUAAUGUUUACAGUUUCUGAAUAGCCAUUUUGCAGUGUAUAGUUUCCUUAUAAAAACUACCCUGAAUUUGGUUUCCCAUUACCUGCAGGCUCAAACUUAUUUUUAAGGUUUAUGUACAAGUUGACUGCUGUAAAGAUAUAUAUUUUUGAGUCAGUUUUUUCCUUCAUUAACUUGGUGGUAGAAAAAUAUAUAUACUUAGAAAUCCUUAAAUUAAAGCCAUGUUUUAUAUAUACGUCAGGUAACAUUGGUGUAUAGAUGAGAAUGCAAUUAAACCUGACGAGAAUCUACUUGAGGAGAACACAGAAAGUUUUUUCUCGAGAGGAGAUACUGACUCCCUGGUUUAUUGCAUUAAAACUUACGUUUGAGGUUACCUCAACUUGUUUUAAAAGAUUUUGUUUUGUGAAUUUGUACUGUAUAUUUGAGUAACUGUCAAGCUUUUGUUUUAUUUAAAAUUGUUUAACAUGUACCAUGUACAUGUCAUUACUAUAUUUCAAUGCAUCAUGCUUGUAACAGGCAUUUCAUUUAUAAUAAGAAUGAGUUAUUCAUUUGUAAGCCGUUCAAUAAUUUAUCUACUAUUCCUUAAUUGGCAUAAUGUUAGAUACCUAUUUUGAAUCACCUUUAAUUAAGUGUCAGAAUGCCUUAACUACCCUAACUUGACAAAACAGAAUUCUUUGGUAGAGAAGAUAGAGGGCGGGUGGGAUGUGGAGGGAGACUGUUUAAAUAAGGAGAAACUAUCAUGCUCUGCUAGAAUAUGGACGCAUAUGUGGCGAGCGGGGUAUUUAUUUUGCACAAACUCUUUGCAGUCUCUGGGUAUUUUUAAAAGUAAAGAAAGUUGCAUCCUGAAGGGGUUGGUUAAAAGGAAUACAUUCAUACUAGGAUUGAUGACUUCAACUCUUUUGUUUGGGUUUGUAAUUACUUUUGGUCAGAAGUAUGUAGCCUUAUAAUCUGGAUAUAUUUUGCAUCAAUUUCCAAUGCCUCCAUUUACUUCCUGGUAGGAGCAGUAACGGUCAGGUUAUUGGCUUUUCUCUGCUCUCAUUUAACCCAUCAAACAAUCUUUGUAAAGCUAGAUUGGUGGCGUUUUAUACAACUCGUUUAAUCAACUUACUUUUUUUGAGAAAUGAUUGUUAGAAACUGUCAAUGUGGUUGUUCCAGUGACACUGAAAAUAAUGGGGCAAGAAUUGAGUUUCAUGGUGGAAUUGACUUUGGACCUGGCUUGUAGUUUAGUACAUAAAAUACCCUGUUUUCUUCUUUCCCCUGUCCUUUUUGUGUUAUGCACUGCAUUUUAUGACUGCUAGGGGUCAGGGCGAGUGCUGCUUAGCAAGUAACUCUCCUCCUCUCACUGGUCAGAGGCUGUGUGGGACCCAGAAUAGAAUUCUCCAAGUCUUACACCCAAGCUUCCAGGGGUGUGGCUGAGCUAUACCACUUGUUGGGUCUAAUUCUGAACCUGAUGUGUGUGUGUGUGAACUGUAUUUUAAAUCAAGCAGUGUAAACACACACACACACAUACACACACACACACACACACACAAUUUGCCUCAUGUAGUGGACUUUAUAACAAAAGAGAAAAUUUGGAUUUCUAAUUUACAACUGGCAAAUUAUUUAUCCCUCUCUGGAUGCACCAAAGACCAGUAAAGUUUAUAGCUUUUCCAUCUAUAUUUAUAAAGCAAUACUGUAUUAUAAAAAUCAAUAUUUUUAUCACAUGCUUGAAAUUUUUAUUUUGUUCUGUUUUAAAAUGUGCACUCAACAUAUCAGAACCUUGUUUCUUCCUAUGAACUUAAGCUGCCUGCGCACAAAAAACAAACUUUUUUUUUUUAACCAAAUGGAGAUGAAGUAGAUAAGAGUCCAUAGGCUCUUAAAAACUGGAAGAAGAAAUGAGGGGGGAAAAAAACAAGUUGUCCCAAAUUAUACUCACAUGGUUGAUGGGUACUAACUCCUAAAGAAAUCCAUUCCAGGUAUGCGUGUCUGGGGUUUGGGCUGUGUCUAGAGUAGAAAAAACACAAUUUUGAGCUUUGCAGAUGGGAGUGUCCUCUCCUGUCAGCUGCAUUUGUUCUGGAUAGAGAGUAA
Molecule: messenger RNA, 5984 nt
Organism: Urocitellus parryii (Arctic ground squirrel)
Lineage: Eukaryota; Metazoa; Chordata; Mammalia; Rodentia; Sciuridae
Gene: Pptc7
Product: protein phosphatase targeting COQ7
Biological process (GO): protein dephosphorylation
Cellular component (GO): mitochondrion
Molecular function (GO): protein serine/threonine phosphatase activity
Source: RefSeq, a predicted model, not a curated record